This is a messenger RNA of Cydia amplana, 752 nucleotides long. RefSeq lists its product as uncharacterized. The transcript has a single exon. Bases 53 to 742 code for a protein of 229 amino acids. The record is from RefSeq and is a predicted model, not a curated record. NCBI's taxonomy places the organism in Eukaryota, Metazoa, Arthropoda, Insecta, Lepidoptera, Tortricidae.
CCUACAACGUUGUGGAAAGUAAACAGUGUUAUUUAUUAUUUAUUAAGACAAAAUGGGCAGAAAAAAUAAAGAAAAGCGAAAACACAAAGAAAAGGAAGAUGGCGAAUCAGACCAAACCGCAGCUGAACAGAAAUUGAAUCAAAAUGAGGAUGAAGAAGAAAUGGAUGCACAAGCAGUGGACCCUCAGCCGGAGGAAUUACCGCACAAGCGAGAACAUGACGACGACGACUCCGAUGUUGAAGACAAACCGAAAAGAAAGAAAAAGAAAAAACCAAUAGUACCUACUGAAACCACGGGACCCAAGAAAGGCCAAAAGUCGAUCCGACAAAUGAAGAGAGAAAAACAUGCUGAACGCCAAGCUACCGCCCAAGCCGUGGCCAAGGACGACCACAAAAACGAAUGCCUCAAUUACCUGUCGCAAUGGAAACACAAUAGACAAAACUGGAAAUUUAUGAAAGCAAAACAAGUAUGGCUCUUCAAAAACAAGUUCUCAACUUCAUUAGUACCGGAUGCAUCAUGGCCCACACUAUUGGAAUACUUUGAAUCAGCACAGGGCAACAUUCGGAAACUGCUGCUAGAAGAUGCAAACAAAAUAAUAAUGCAACUAGAUGACUGGACAGAAUCACAAAAUAAGGAAAGUAAAGAUGACGAAGAAACCGAGGAGACUAACACUGAAGCUGCCAAACCAGAUGAUAAUGUUUAUAAAAGAGCAAGGAACCUAAUACAAUGUUUACAAGAAUAAAUCAGUUUUU